ACCGCGAGCUUCCGUCCAGCUCAUUCCCUCUGCAGCAGCAGAAGUUGACAAGGAAAACACACAAAGUUGUUCAAGUUGAGUUUCUGAGACAUAAGCGACAGUUGACACCGCCGAACAUCGACCUGCAUCAGUAUGAUUUUACUGACGAUGAUCGCUCGUGUCGCGGACGGAUUGCCGCUCUCUGCGUCCAUACAGGAGGACGAACAGUCAGGAAGAGACCUCCAGCAGUACCAGAGCCAAGCCAAGCAGCUGUGCCGUAAACUGAAUGCUCAGAGUCCAGACCGCUGUACUCUGGAGGCCGGGGACAUGAACUUUCACUAUAUAAUAGCACAGGGUGUAUGCUACCUGUCCCUCUGUGAGGUGUCUUUUCCCAAAAAGGUGGCUUUUGCCUUCCUUGAAGACCUCCACAAUGAGUUCCAUGACCAGUAUGGAAGAAAAGUACCCACAGUAACAAGGCCGUACUCCUUCAUCGAGUUUGACACAUACAUCCAGAAGACAAAGAAGACAUAUGUUGACAGCAGAGCCAGGAGGAACCUGGGCAGUAUCAACACAGAGCUACAGGAUGUCCAGAGAAUUAUGGUGGCAAAUAUUGAGGAAGUUCUGCAAAGAGGAGAAGCUCUUUCUGCUCUAGACACCAAAGCCAGCAAUCUGUCCACCCUGUCAAAGAAGUACCGCAGCGAUGCCAAAUACCUCAACACUCGCUCCACCUAUGCCAAGGUGGCUGCUGUGACAGUGUUCUUCAUCACACUCAUCAUCUAUGUGCGUUUCUGGUGGCUCUGAUGGACUCUCAAACAAGGACUUUGGCAUUAAGGGGGAGAUGUCUCUAUU
Toxotes jaculatrix (banded archerfish) is the source of this 828-nucleotide messenger RNA. It is a transcript of the gene sec22ba, whose product is annotated as SEC22 homolog B, vesicle trafficking protein a. The record is from RefSeq and is a predicted model, not a curated record. The coding region runs from base 133 to 780 and encodes 215 amino acids. Lineage: Eukaryota; Metazoa; Chordata; Actinopteri; Toxotidae. The transcript is spliced from 5 exons. Gene Ontology annotation, molecular function: SNAP receptor activity. Gene Ontology annotation, biological process: retrograde vesicle-mediated transport, Golgi to endoplasmic reticulum; endoplasmic reticulum to Golgi vesicle-mediated transport; vesicle fusion with Golgi apparatus. Gene Ontology annotation, cellular component: ER to Golgi transport vesicle membrane; endoplasmic reticulum membrane; Golgi membrane.